Molecule: messenger RNA, 2110 nt
Organism: Hydractinia symbiolongicarpus
Lineage: Eukaryota; Metazoa; Cnidaria; Hydrozoa; Anthoathecata; Hydractiniidae
Product: glycoprotein 3-alpha-L-fucosyltransferase A-like
Exons: 2
Coding region: 668-2110 (480 amino acids)
Cellular component (GO): membrane
Molecular function (GO): alpha-(1->3)-fucosyltransferase activity
Source: RefSeq, a predicted model, not a curated record
GGGUGGGUGGAAGGGCUUUCUCUUUAACUUAGUACAGCUUUGAUGGCUAAUCGACUUGUGAGAGGUUGUUGUAAGUUUUAUGAAAAUAAAGACUAGAACUAGUGUGCCGUGUAGUACGGAACACGAAUAUUACGUGACAAAGAUAAAUACAAGGAUCCAUUGUUUUUAUGUUAGUAAAGAAAACGUUUGGGAAGUGGAUUUAAUUUGAUAAGAAUAUAGUAUUCUAUUUGGGUUACACCAGCACGUAAAAAUAUCUCGCAACGCUCCUCAGUAUUUCUCUUUAUACGUGCAGUUAGGUUCCAACUAUUUGUUCAAAAAAACAUUAACGUAACAUACGAACUCUUUGUUUUUGUUUUUCAUAUGCACUUAAAUGAAGUUUCGAAAAAAGAAAAGAAAAUAUUAUUUGUUAUUUUAAUGUACCACAAGCGUUGGGGAAGGGAAGUGAUUUAUUUGAAAGAAAACUUAUGAACUAACUUUUUAGCUAUACAAACGUUAUCAAUAAAAAUUGUUAGCGUAUGCUAACGGAAAAUCUUAAUGACUGGUCAUAUCUGAACUUAACUACCAACAUCUGGGGUUGAUAAAAUCAAGAUGUAUUUUGGAAGGAAAAUUUUAAUUUAGUACAUGGAGUCAAUAUAUAUAUAUAUUUAUUUUACAAAAUCUGCUUUAAAUGUCCAAUGUAAAUAAAGCAAAUAAAAUGAAGUUUUGUCGAUGGCGAUUUUUUUAUCUCUGCGUUUUGAUUUUCUUUGGUGUCUCUAUCAUGACUUUGAUGCAAGAGCUGCAAAUUAGCGUUGGACAACGCGUCAAUCGUAACGAAGUUAAAUUAUAUUCUCGUAAUACUUUUUAUGAAGAAAAGAACGAAGUUGAAGGGAAUAGUAACUCGAAGGAAACAAAUGAUGAAAUGAUUAAGUAUGGGAAAAAUAAUACAAAUAAAAAAGUUAAAAUGAGUUACUCUGUCAGAGAAAGGGAGAGGCUGUAUCAAAGCAUAGAAGCUUCCUUCGACAAAACUUUAUCUGUAGAUACAGAUCGUGAGGUUUUGAAAAAUCUUUUUCCAAACGCUCAGAUCUUACAUCAAGACAAUAUUGCAAGCGUUUGGUCUGGUACUGAUUUCGAUGGGAAUACUGAUCGCAUUUCCUUGCAAUUACAGUUCAAACUGAAAACAACCACAAAACCAAAGUUGAUUUUGUUACACAACCGUGACCGAAAUCUCAAAAAUGAAAUAUUUCGGAAAAAACAGUGCAAUGUUAAUAACUGUAUCAUUUCACGAAAUCCUGCCGAUUAUGAUCGCGCUGAUGCUGUCAUAUUUCAGCACGUGCCAACAUGGGUGAAAAGACCUGUAUCCAAUUCAAAUCAGUUGUGGAUUUAUCAUCAAUUGGAAUCACCUUUGAGCGUUAAAAGUAUCCCGAAUGGUGUCUACAUCAAUUGGACAGCAACAUACAGACUUGAUAGCGUUUUACCGACUCCGUAUGAAAAAUUCACAUUGUUUGAUCAAAAGGAAAUAGAAUUUUCUACUUUUAAUUUCGCAAAAGAUAAAACAAAACUUGUCGCUUGGUUUGUCUCGAAUUGCAAAGAUAAAAGCGGAAGAAUGACGUAUGUGAAUGAAUUACAAAAAUAUAUAAGUGUGGAUGUUUAUGGUGCGUGUGGGGAACUUAGAUGUCCAACUCAGAAUUCAAAAAAAUGUUUUAAUAUGCUGAAAAAUGAUUACAAGUUUUAUUUGGCGUUUGAGAAUUCAAAUUGUGUGGAAUAUGUAACCGAGAAAUUAUUCAAUGCAUUAAAGUACGACGUCAUACCUAUUGUAAUGGGUGCUCCUAUUGAAGACUAUAAACGAAUCGCUCCACCAGAAAGUUUUAUACACGUUGAUCAAUUUGAGAAUCCACAAAAACUAGCAGAGUAUUUGAAAUACUUAGACUCAAAUGAAAACGCGUACAAUGCUUAUUUUCAGUGGAAAAGUAUGGGAGGCUUUAUUGAUACGAAAUUUCAGUGUAGGUUAUGUGCGAUGGUCAACAUUGCAUGGGACUUUCCAAUGUGGUAUAAAGAUAUAAACGAUUGGUGGCGCGGCGAUAAAUGUCUCCUACCUACUAAAGCAUGGAAAAAAUGGAAAAAGAAAGACUAA